UACAAGAAAUACCGCCGGUGAAGUUGUCCUUUGUUAGCGGGUCGCAAUUCUCUUCCAAUCUUAAAGAACUCAGCUUAGUGCACGUGAACAUGGAUGUUCCCCUUGAUUUGGCAAAUUGUCCGCAAUUACAUAAUUUAGGUCUAGGAAAUACCUCGUCCGAUACUAUGACCGAUACAGGCGUCGUAUGCAACAUGCAACGUUGUGAUGCACUUCAGGAACUGCGGGUUGACGCAUUGACAUUCCCUGUCGAUACUCACCUGGAUCUCAGCGGUCUCACACAUCUCUCAAAGAUAACUAUACAGAACACCCGUCUGUCCCGCGUAACCAUCAAUCCGUCUUGUCUAGAGAAUUUCUGGGUUUACGUAAAGCCUGAACUAAUACAAGAAAUACCGCCGGUGAAGUUGUCCUUUGUUGGCGGGUCGCAAUUCUCUUCCAAUCUAAAAAAACUCAGCUUAGUGCACGUGACCAUGGAUGUUCCCCUUGAUUUGGCAAAUUGUCCGCAAUUACAUACAUUAGUUAUAGAAAAUACCUCAUCAGAUUCUGUAACAGGUAUAUGCGUUGUACGUAGCAUGCAACGUUGUGAUGCACUUCAGGAACUGAAUCUUGACACAUUGACAUUUCCUGCAGAUACUCACCUGGAUCUCAGCGGUCUCACACAUCUCUCAAAGAUAACUAUACAGGACACCCGUCUGUCCCGCGUAACCAUCAACCCGUCUUGUCUAGAGAAUUUCUGGGUUUUCGUAAAGCCUGAACUAAUACAAGAAAUACCGCCGGUGAAGUUGUCCUUUGUUGGCGGGUCGCAAUUCUCUUCCAAUCUAAAAAAACUCAGCUUAGUGCACGUGACCAUGGAUGUUCCCCUUGAUUUGGCAAAUUGUCCGCAAUUACAUACAUUAGUUAUAGAAAAUACCUCAUCAGAUUCUGUAACAGGUAUAUGCGUUGUACGUAGCAUGCAACGUUGUGAUGCACUUCAGGAACUGAAUCUUGACACAUUGACAUUUCCUGCAGAUACUCACCUGGAUCUCAUUGAAUUAACGUGUUUGGCUGAUAUAUCAUUGGUAAGAUUAACGACGGAUAUAACCGUUCAGUUUCCACAAAAUGUGCAUAAAAUAUUCAUAGACGGUGUAACCUUUUGCAAAAAUACACACCUGGAUCUCAGCGGUCUCACACAUCUCUCAAAGAUAACCAUACAGAAUACCCGUCUGUCCCGCGUAACCAUCAACCCGUCUUGUCUAGAAAAGUUCUGGGUUUACGUAAAGCCUGAACUAAUACAAGAAAUACCGCCGGUGAAGUUGUCCUUUGUUGGCGGGUCGCAAUUCUCUUCCAAUCUUAAAGAACUCAGCUUAGCGCACGUGACCAUGGAUGUUCCCCUUGAUUUGGCAAAUUGUCCGCAAUUACAGAAAUUAGUUAUGGGAAAUACCUCAUCCGAUUCUGUAACAGGUAUAUGCGUUGUACGUAAUAUGCAACGUUGUGAUGCACUUCAGAAACUGCGGCUUGACACAUUGACAUUCCCUGCAGAUACGCACCUGGAUCUCAGUGAAUUAACGUGUUUGACUGAUAUAUCAUUGGUAAGAUUAACGACGGAUAUAACCGUUCAGUUCCCACAAAAUGUGCAUGAAAUAUUCAUAGACGGUGUAACCUUCCGCACAAAUACACACCUGGAUCUCAGCGGUCUCACACAUCUCUCAAAGAUAACUAUACAGAAUACCCGUCUGUCCCGCGUAACCAUCAACCCGUCUUGUCUAGAGAAGUUCUGGGUUUACGUAAAGCCUGAACUAAUACAAGAAAUACCGCCCGUGAAGUUGUCCUUUGUUGGCGGGUCGCAAUUCUCUUCCAAUCUUAAAGAACUCAGCUUAGUGCACGUGACCAUGGAUGUUCCCCUUGAUUUGGCAAAUUGUCCGCAAUUACAGAAAUUAGUUAUGGAAAAUACCUCAUCCGAUUCUGUAACAGGUAUAUGCGUUGUACGUAGCAUGCAACGUUGUGAUGCACUUCAGAAACUGCGGCUUGUCUCAUUGACAUUCCCUGCAGAUACGCACCUGGAUCUCAGUGAAUUAACGUGUUUGACUGAUAUAUCAUUGGUAAGAUUAACGACGGAUAUAACCGUUCAGUUUCCACAAAAUGUGCAUGAAAUAUUCAUAGACGGUGUAACCUUCGGCAAAAAUACACACCUGGAUCUCAGUGAAUUCACGUGUUUGACUGAUAUAGCAUUGGCAAGAUUAACGACGGAUAUAACCGUUCAGUUCCCACAAAAUGUGCAUGAAAUAUUCAUAGACGGUGUAACCUUCGGCAAAAAUACACACCUGGAUCUCAGCGGUCUCACACAUCUCUCAAAGAUAACUAUACAGGAAACCCGUCUGUCCCACGUAACCAUCAACACGUCUUGUGUAGAGAAGUUCUGGAUUGCCGUGAAGCCUGAACUGAUACAAGAAAUACCGCCCAUGAAGUUGUCCUUUGAUGGCGGGUCCAAGUUCUCAAGCAAACUUACGAUGCUAAGCUUAGUACAUACAUCGAAUAAUCAUAGCGUAGAUUUAUCGGAAUGUGUACAGUUACAAACACUCAGAACAUGUGAUAUAUUACAAAUAGGGACAUUAGGCCUUCCACAUCUGGAGGAGGCUCGAUUGUUUGGAGCACAAACAGACUUUGGCAACAAUGUUUUACAGCUCAUUUCUGAAAGUAGUUGUCCUUGUAGAAGAAUAUGGUUCGAAAACCUAUCUCCGGAAAUAUUCAGUUCAUUGACUGUUAGUCAAACUUAUGCUCAGAAGUUUGAAUCAUUUAAGUUUCGAUUUAUGUGUUUAGACAUAAAUGUUUUUGAUUUUAUCAAGACGGUUGCUGUGAAAAAGGUUGAAUUUGAAGAGGUGAAAAUAGUUAAAGCCCAGCAGCUUGUAGCCUUACUGACAUGUACAGAGCCUAUUCAGGCCUCAGACAAUACUGCAGACGGAACGGUCGAAUUGCCAGUCGGGCUCCGUGUAUCAGAUAUCAGUUUCUCUGAAUGUCCUGUUCUGGGUUCUACAGUUGAGGAAUUAGAUUCGGCGAUUGAAUGUUUACGACGGGUUUGGGAGAUAAAGGAAGUCAAGAUAGAAACACAGCAGUCUAGCAUUUCCAACACCGUCUGCGGUGAAGACAUUAUUAGCGAGAAUCACAUUGUGUUGAUGAGUUUGCAGCUGAAAUCAAAUUAACUUAAGUUCGCAUUGGAUAGAAAUCAAGAUAGUGCAUCUUUAAAUUUAACGAUCCAGCGAAAUGAAUAGUUUUACCAUUUAAUGUUUGUACAUAAAGUUUCGUCUUACACAUUCAUAUUUCGUUUAUCUUAAAUAGUCAUAUUCCGUAUCGUCUUACACAGUCAUAUUCCGUUACGUCUUACACAGUCAUAUUCCGUUACGUCUUACACAGUCAUAUUCCGUUACGUCUUACACAGUCAUAUUCCGCUACUACGUCUUACACAGUCAUAUUCCGUUACGUCUUACACAGUCAUAUUCCAUUACGUCUUACACAGUCAUAUUCCGUUACGUCUUACAACGUCAUAUUCCGCUACGUCUUACAACGUCAUGUUCCGUUACGUCUUACACAGUCAUAUUUCGUUACGUCUUACACAUUCAUAUUCCAUUACGCCUUACAACGUCAUAUUCCGUUUCGGCUUACAACGUCAUAUUCCGUUUUUGGUUACAACGUCAUAUUCCAUAUCGUCUUAUAAAGUUGUCCCCUGUUUAAUCGCAGAAUUGGGUGCUAAAACCUUUCAGAUGUUUUUUUUUAUAUAUUUUGUGGAUAUUUCGAUAUCACGCAGGACAAAUUAUGUACAGUGAGCUUUUGUUGUAUUUUUACUUUCGUAUUUUUUUUGUAUCUGCCUGUUGAAUAUAUUAUAAUUGUGAUUUCCAAACAAAUAAAGAAGCACAUAACAGUGGCAUUAGCUUCUUAUUUAGUAAGCUAAAACAUAAGAAUAUUAAUUUCUUGUGUGAUUCAUCCCGCUAUAGAACAUGUAUUAAUAUCACGUUUCAAAUAUUUAAAAAAGAACGUUUACAAAAUUUGAGAAAAAAUAUGUAACUUUUUCAUAUGUCUGUCACACAAGUGAAUAAAUUGAUACGCAAAAAUGAUAUUACAAAUAAAUACAUGCUGAUAUAAAGUUUGGAACCUGAAAAUACGAUUGCUAGUACAUUUAUGCGUGUACUUAUACUUUAUAUUGUUUGCAGCGUUUACGAUAGUUUUGUGGGUUUAUACAUGAUCAAAGUUUUUACAUAUGAAAACAUAUAUAAGCAGAUAUUAAAGGGACCAAUCAACAGGGUCAGAAGUUCCAACUAAAUAUUUAUUGUAAAUUGUUUUUUGUUUUUUUUAAAUGACAGGAGAUGCUCUAUUUUUCCAAAAAAGCAAUAUUAACGAUACUGAAAGUAGAUUGUUAUAAACUUCGACUUUAAAAUUUUGUUCAAAUCAGUAUAUGCUAGUAAUCGUUCUUGUGUUCGCGUAACAAUAUGUAUAAGAACUCGAUUUCAAGUUUAAUAAAAUCUUUGAGUGAGUCCCUUUAAACAUGUUGUGUAUGCAGUUUUCUUGUCUGUAUAUUGUAUAUAUUGAAGACAUUCUAGUGACAAACAAACAUUGAUAACAACUGAAACCGAUUUGUAUUUCAUAUUUUGAAAAUCAUUUUACUUUAGAUAUUCCUUUUUUUAUAUUUCAACAUAGAAAUAUUCAUCAUUAUUGUUACUGUUUGGAUCUGUGGAAAAGACAUUCUAUUUACAGGAGUAGUGUAUUUUGUUUAUUCGUUGUAUUAAAGCUGCACUCUCACAGAUUGAUUGUUUUGACUCUUUUAUUUCUGAAAUGAGCCAAUCUUAGCCUUUUCUACUGGAAAUCAGUGACAUAAGACUGCUGACAAAAGAGCAGACCGUUGUUUUCAUUUUAACGUAAAAUAGGUGCUUUAUGGCUAAAAUUGUUACUAAUACUUUAAGAAAUAUAAUUUUAUCGGCUGUUUUCCAAACAAUUGAGAUCAUUUCUGUUGUGAGUUAUAUUUUAUGACUGUAUUAAGGCAUUGGUACCAACUCAGUUAAUUCUGAGGCAAAAUAAAUAAAAUAAAAAUCAAAAAUUUGUGAGGGUACUGCUUUAAAGUUACUUUGAAAUGUUUAACAUAAAGUCAUCGUCCGAUACCAACGGAAGACCUAUUUCUCUGUUGCAUGGAGUGAGCGGAAUGCGUCAGUCGUUGGUCUCCGACUGUGACAUGACUUCGUGUAAACAGUAAUGUUUGUGUGUGGUUUAUAUUCAGUGUUCACGUCAAUGGUCUACUGAAAGAAAUGAAAAAAAUAUAUAAUAAAGUAAAGAUUUACCAUUAUUAUGUAUUGAAACGCAAUCUGUAUGAAUGUUAAAACUUAACUGAAACGUUCCGUAAUAUUUUGUCAAUCUAGAUUCAACUUGCGCUCAUGUGUCAUAGGUUGUGUUAACUUAUAUACAGUCGAACCCCGUUGGCUCGAACUCCAAGGGACCGGCGAAAAUACCUCGAGCUUCAGAAAUUUCGAGCCAAGCGGGAAUGCCUUUGUUUAGUAUAAUAUAGAAAUCGGUCCUAAACAUUCAGUUCGAGCCAACGAGGAAUUCGAGCCAAGCGAAUUCGAGUCAACGGGGUUCGACUUUAUAAGAAAAUAUUUUGGAUGCAAACAAUUUAAUUCAUAAUAUUAACUAAACAUGCACUAUGAACGUAUAUUUGUUACACAUGUAAAAUGUUUACAAAUGUUAUGUAUAUAUAAUACAAGUUCUUGUUGAGUUUUAUAUUUAUAAUAAUGUGAAAAUUAAUGCAACAAGCAUUUAUAUUCAUAAAAUUUGAUAGUAAUAUUGUGUACUAAACAUGCAUUAUGUAAAGAUGGUUUUGUCAAACAUGUAGCUAUUUUUGCAGAUGUUGUGUACAUGCACUACCAGUUCCUCAGCGGAUCGAUAUUGAUUUCAUGUAUUGUAUAUAAUCAUGUAUACUCAAUGCAAGGAACAUUCGUGUUCAAGAAUUGUUUGUUAGUAGAAUUGUACAUACAAUCGAUGCAAUUCCAUGCAGUUAUUUUUUCAUGGCAAUCAUUGAUAAUAAUGUAUUCUGAUAAAUUAUUUGUUAUACAUGCCUAUGCAAAAUCUAUUUUUUUGCAAGAAAUGAUGCAAAAUAAAAUGUAUUAAUAAAUUAUCUUAAUUGA
Molecule: messenger RNA, 6137 nt
Organism: Mya arenaria
Lineage: Eukaryota; Metazoa; Mollusca; Bivalvia; Myida; Myidae
Exons: 2
Coding region: 90-3173 (1027 amino acids)
Source: RefSeq, a predicted model, not a curated record